CUCUUCCUUUUGCACACAAAGUGUUCUGACAAAGUCAGUUUUCUUGCUCACAGGCAAGGGAGGCAAACAUAUCGGAGGGCAAAUUUGGAACAUCAGAGGAAACCCCAGGGGUGGCGAUGGAUAAGUUUCACACAGUGCUAGACUUCUGCUUCAGUCACAAGAAGGUGCUGGGUUAUGGUGUCGUGUCUCUGCUGACUGCAGGCAGUGAGCGUAUCUUUUCUGUGGUAGUGUUCAAGUGUCCUUGCAAUUCCUGGAAUCUGCUCUAUGGCUCCGUCUUCCUGCUGGUUCCAGCCCUUAUUCUCUUUCUGCUCGGUUUGCUGCUCAGUACCAGGUGCUGGAAGGUGCUCACAGGGUGCUGUGCCCCAGGCAGGCUGUCCAGGUGCAGCCACAGGGGCCGCAUCUGCCGCUACCUGCGAGUGCUGUGGCUUGUGGUUGUUGGUGCUGCUGUUGCUCCCCUCACGUGGAUUGCUGUGGCCUUACUGGGUGGCCACUUCUAUGAAUGUGCUGCAAGUGGAAACGCCAUCAUGCAGAAGUACCUGUGCCAAGGCAAAGGGAUCCAGUGCCUGAAAGAAAUGCUUCAAGUGCCUUGUGGCGGUGGUUCUUUGCAAGAGGUGCAAGAUUUGCUCAUGAGCCUCCGAGCACAGUCUCAGGUGACGGGAUGGAUUUUGAUCUCCAGUGUCACCAUAUUAGCUCUAAUUUCAACCUGUAUCUCUCGCUGUCGUUCACCAGUCAGCAUUCUUCACCUUGCCUUCUGGAAAGUCUACAUGGCAAAGGAGCAAGAGCUUUUUAAGAUCAAGGCCAAGGAACAUGCAGCCCAGCUGGCAGAGAGAAAUCUAAAAUGCUUCUUUGACUGCACUGAGCUGGAGCCAUUUCAGACUCCAAGCAUCGGAAGCUGGCAAGCCAUUUCCUCCUUAUUCGCCUUUAAUCCUGAAGAACAUUACUAUAGCAUGAUACACAAAUAUGUCAGCAGCAAAGACAAGAAUGGCAGCAUUGUGUCAGUAGAGGGGGAUAUGUUUCCUUCUUCCCUGGGGUUUGUCGAUGCCACUGUAGGUACUGAUACAGAAAUAUUAUAAUGAAAUAAUUUGGUAGCCCUUCAGUUUCUAUUGCAAGAUAAUCUUUAACUGGGUAGCCAAAUCAAAAUUCAUGGAAUAAUACUUUCUAUCAGAACCAAGCAAAAUAACUUUGUGAAGCAUUUAACUCUGUGUGUUCACUUUGUAUUGUUUUAAUCUGUUUGACAUUUGUGAUAUCUCUUUUCUGUAGCUCCUGCUGUUUUGUUAACCACCAGUAUACAGAGACAAGGUGGGUUAUACAUAUUCUGGUUUAAAUAACACGUGCAAGCUUUUGAAUUCUCCAGGACUCCUCAUCAGGCAGGAUGUUAAAAACCAAAAAGGGAGUGAGGGAGAAAAACACUUCAGGCCAUGGUGUUGAGAUCUGGAGAAGAACUCAAUAGCUUGUACAACAUGUUGAGUUAGUCUGGUUGGUCCUAAUAAACAGCAUUGCAUUGAUUUUGCAUUUUACUAUGGACCAAAUUUGAAGGUAAUUGAUUGAUGGGGGAUGCUUUUGAUUAUGCUGAUGGUUGUAUCAUAAAAAGAGUUUGGCUAUGAUUAUUACUGCUUUUGGAAAAUCUAAGAAUAAAGAUUUCAUUUUUAAAAAA
Heteronotia binoei (common prickly gecko) is the source of this 1654-nucleotide messenger RNA. RefSeq names its product calcium homeostasis modulator family member 6 (gene CALHM6). The transcript is spliced from 2 exons. The record is from RefSeq and is a predicted model, not a curated record. NCBI's taxonomy places the organism in Eukaryota, Metazoa, Chordata, Lepidosauria, Squamata, Gekkonidae. Gene Ontology annotation, molecular function: monoatomic cation channel activity. Bases 117 to 1073 code for a protein of 318 amino acids.